CCAAAUUCAUUGGCCGUUUGUAUCAAUCAAGAAAUCAAUAUUUCGCUCUCAUUACACAGGGCACUCUCGGGUCGCACUCACAACCACCAAUCGAUCUGAAUCCGCUUUGGCUCUCUCUUUCUAAUAUUAAAUUCAAUUUCUUGGUUAUUAUUCGCUUUAAUUCUGAUUUUGGUUGUUAAAUCUAACGCUUUUUGCAGGCUUCGUUGUUCUUGUUUCAGUUUUUCUUUUUCGUUUUUAUUUGCAGGGAAUUCUAUUUCUCGCUCUCUUUCUUUUUUAGUUUCAUAUAUCUUUUGUUGUUUGUGUAUUUAUUUUUGUGCUAACGGUAAUGAAAAUUCGAAGUGUUAAUACAUCUGCAUCUUCGAACAAGACUCAAUCGCGAAGCCCGCUUCAGGAACCGUUCCUUCAAAGACGGAGUUCACGGGAGAAUUUGGACCGGUUCAUACCAAACAGAUCAGCGAUGAACUUCGACUACGCGCGUUACAUGCUUGCAGAAGCAAGGACAGGUAAGGAAAAUCCUGCAACGGUCUCUUCCCCAUCCAGAGAGGCUUACAGGAAACAACUUGCUGAAGCCUUGAAUAUGAAUAGGACGAGAAUUCUUGCUUUCAAGAACAAACCGCCUACUCGCAAAGAGACAAUUUCGACUGAUUUUGCAUUGGCUACUCAUGAGGCCAAACCCUCAAAACCCCGUCGGCAUAUUCCCCAGACUUCCGAGAGGACUUUAGAUGCUCCUGAUAUUGUGGAUGAUUACUAUUUGAACCUAUUAGAUUGGGGCAGCAGCAACGUUCUCUCCAUUGCUCUUGGAAAUACCGUGUAUAUGUGGAAUGCAUCUAACGGUGCUACAUCAGAACUUGUCACAAUUGAUGAAGAAAAUGGUCCUGUUACCAGUGUCAAAUGGGCUCCCGAUGGACAGCACAUUGCUGUUGGCCUGAACAACUCGGAAGUUCAGAUAUGGGAUUCGACAGCCUCUAGACAGCUGAGAACUUUGAGAGGUGUUCAUGGGUCACGAGUUGGAGCUUUGGACUGGAACAAUCACAUUUUGACUACUGGAGGCAUGGAUGGUCAGAUCAUUAACAAUGAUGUUAGAGUGAGGGCACAUAUUGUUGUAACUUAUAGAGGACAUACUCAAGAAGUUUGUGGGCUUAAAUGGUCAGCCUCCGGCUCGCAGUUAGCAAGUGGCGGAAAUGAUAAUCUGCUCCACAUAUGGGACAGAUCCAUGGCUUCUUCUGAUUCUCCAACACAGUGGCUGCACAGGCUCGAGGAACAUACUGCCGCUGUCAAAGCUCUUACUUGGUGUCCUUUCCAGGGUAAUUUACUCGCCUCUGGUGGGGGUGGAAGUGACCGGUGCAUAAAAUUCUGGAACACGCACUCUGGUGUGUGUUCGAACUCGGUUGACACUGGCUCACAGGUGUGUGCUCUAUUGUGGAAUAAAAAUGAGCGCGAAUUGCUUAGCUCUCAUGGGUUUAUAGAAAAUCAGCUCACUCUCUGGAAAUACCCCUCCAUGGUGAAAAUAGCUGAGCUCACUGGGCAUACAUCAAGAGUUCUUUGUAUGGUUCAGAGUCCGGAUGGAUGCACAGUUGCAUCAGCAGCAGGAGAUGAAACUCUGAGGUUUUGGAAUGUUUUUGGGACACCUGAAGUGGCAAAACCUGCACCCAAGACAAACUCAGAGCCAUUUGGUCACUGGAACAUUCGAUGAUUGACAUGAGAGAGCAAAGCAGAUUAAACUGCAUGAAAUUGUAAGAUCGAAGAAAACAAAAAUGAUUAACAAGUCCAUAGGGGGUUUCUACUGACAACUACUCAUGUUGGGUUCUGCAAUACCACCCCCGCAAUGCCUUUUUUUCUAAUGCCUUUGUAUUUUCUCAUGUGAAGUUCAGUUACACUGCUCAUUGUCUUUUAAGCUACACAAGUCCAUAGGUACAAUUAUGAGAAUGACACAAGAAUGGAGGCUUCUUCUUCUGAUGAUGUAAGCUCACCAUUGGAAUAUCAACUUUAUGGAAAUGGUAAGAAUGGAGGUGAUGCUCUGUCCAGAGGUACUGAAAAUAAACUUCUGGAAAGAAAGGUCUCCUUUCUCUGUUAAACAAUCUUUUUAUAUCAUGUUUUUCAUUGUUCGUCCUUGCAUGUCCUUUUGUCAUUUGGCAGUGACUGCUCUUCUGGACUUUUAAGUGGUCCUGUAAGGAGCUUCCCCAGUGUUGGGGAGGUCAAUAAAAUUUAUUGAUCCUAUCAUUCAAUAGAUAUUCAUGUUUUACGCUAAAUACCACAUUUUUCUCGUCUUAAGGCAACUAUUUUGGCUGGGUUACUUUUUUUGCUCUUUUUCUUUUUUAUUUUUCAUAUUUUCUUUCCUAUAGAAAGCAUGUCCAAAAAUUUUUGGCCACCGAAGAUGCACAAAACAAAACUGCAGAAGCUUGAAACUUGAGUCAACUUUUUUUGAAUCGUUGUUGCUGGAACGUCACAAAAUAUGAGCAGCCUCAGACAGCUGGAGUUAAUAUUCACUCUGUGGUAUGCUAUCUUAGGGGUACCUCUCCGUUAUCAUAAUUACUACGAUGUUUUGUAGCUACAACUCUUGUAAAUUCUAGAGCAAAUUUGAUAUUUGCAAAGACCAUGUGACGUAAAAUAUUCAGAGGUGCUAACUUGUGGUAGUAUGCGCAAUUAAAUUAAAACUUAUCCUACUCAUGUACUAAGUUAUGAGAUAGAAUUUUUUUGCAUAAUAAAAGUGAUGAGGACAUCUUUUAUUUUGUAGUUGGACUUACUAUUUUACUUAUGUGUUUAGUUGGGCUUGUACGUUGGGGUUGGCCCAAGCUCUUUUUCUUUAUGUUUAUUGCUUUGCUAUUUAUACUUGGUUUGUUGUUUAAUUUGGACACAAUGAAGAUGCUGAAUUGAAUGAAAAUAAGCUUCGCUUCUCCUGCCUUCGCCUCUUGUUCUCUUCUUCUCCGGUCUUCUCCCCCCCAUUCUCUCCCUUCCUCUCCACCUUUCUUGCUGCCUAUUUCUUCCUGUGACUGUGAUUAUUUCUUGAUCUAUAUAUUGAUCCUACAUCAACUUGGUAUCAGAGCUAAAUCUGGCUUCCUUCACCCACUAUUGAAAACCCAAUCAAUUUACUCUCCCGCCAACAACGCUGCCACCAUCUAGAAAUAGGCCCAAUCCAUACAUACAACCAGUAUAUCCAUCACCUGCUACUGCAACUCCCUUUUCUGGUUAACCAGUGCUGCCAGAGAAACCACCACGUCCUUUCACUAUCGCCCGAAAUUCACUCAACACCCAAACUUCCUCCACCACUACAACCCCCACCAAAUAAUUCCAACAAACACGACCACCAUAUCCAAUCGCAAAAUCGCCACCAGUCUCUUACAAAUCGACCUAUGUCCAACUUCAUGUUACAGCAAUUGCUACUGUACCCAGCCCCAAACAAAUCGACCGCCGACAAGAACUGCAUACCCACGACUGAUGACACCAUAACGGCCAGUACCUUCUCCCAAAUCACGAACACCACUCAGUAGAUUCUACAACCAACUCCAUAAAAUCAAAAGAAAUCCACAAAACCCACCCACCUUGUUCAGUCACCACCUUUCCACCUCCCCGAGCUCUGGCGACCCAAAAUCGACCCACCAUUCUCCCAGAUUUCGAGCCACUACGACGCCAACCAGUACAAACACCAGUUGUUCUCUCUCGUCGACAGCCAGGGUCUACCAAUUGCCGCUGCUGCCUAUUUCUACAGAUAAGGCUGUAAAUAUUGGGGUCAUUUCACGUGUGAAAAGAAUCGGGAGUUAAUCAAAAGUUUUGUUUGGGCUUUAGUAUGUUGUUGUCUUUAGUUUUGUUUUGGGCCACUGUUUCUAUCCUUGUUUUGGCCUGUUUAGUUUGCAGCUUAAUUAAAAAAAAAAAA
This is a messenger RNA of Olea europaea var. sylvestris, 3871 nucleotides long. RefSeq names its product cell division cycle 20.2, cofactor of APC complex-like. Gene Ontology annotation, molecular function: anaphase-promoting complex binding; ubiquitin ligase activator activity; protein binding. Gene Ontology annotation, biological process: anaphase-promoting complex-dependent catabolic process; positive regulation of ubiquitin protein ligase activity; positive regulation of anaphase-promoting complex-dependent catabolic process. Bases 326 to 1693 code for a protein of 455 amino acids. The record is from RefSeq and is a predicted model, not a curated record. The transcript is spliced from 7 exons. NCBI's taxonomy places the organism in Eukaryota, Viridiplantae, Streptophyta, Magnoliopsida, Lamiales, Oleaceae. Gene Ontology annotation, cellular component: anaphase-promoting complex.